Aspergillus calidoustus is the source of this 1233-nucleotide messenger RNA. The record is from the annotation of a GenBank genome assembly. NCBI's taxonomy places the organism in Eukaryota, Fungi, Ascomycota, Eurotiomycetes, Eurotiales, Aspergillaceae.
AUGUCCAUCUUUACCUUCGCCCCACACAUCCCCGCCGACGCCAUCUUCGCGCUGACAGCCGAGUACGUCGCUGACCCGUCGCCGCAAAAGGUAAAUCUCGGACAGGGCACAUACCGCGACGAUAACGGGCAGCCGUGGGUUCUUCCCGCCGUGCGCGAGGCUCGACGCAUCCUACUAGAAGAGAAGGGGUUGCAGCAUGAGUAUCUUCCUAUCUUAGGGCUACCGGGGCUUAGAGCGAAGACGGCCGAGCUGGUUUUUGGGGAGAGAUUUGCGGGCGUUAAGGACAAGCUUGCGACAUCCCAGACGAUUUCUGGAACGGGCUCCCUUCAUCUUGCUGGCCAGGCUCUGAAGCACCUCUACACGCAACAAUCGUCUCCACUACCGACAGUCUACAUCCCCGAACCGACAUGGUCAAACCACCACCUCCUCUUCUCGUCCCUCGGUUUCAAAAGUUGCACGUUCAAGUACUACGACGCGAGCACAAAAUCCCUCGAUAUAACCUCAUACCUCUCUGCUCUUCGCAGCGCAGAACCGGGAUCAGUCAUUAUCCUCCACGCCUGCGCACAUAACCCCACAGGCCUUGACCCGAGUAUCGAGCAGUGGAAGGAGAUUGGAAGCAUUGUGAAGGAGCGCAGAUUAUUCCCGCUCUUCGACGCCGCGUAUCUCGGGUUCAACUCUGGGGACUAUGACCAAGAUGCGUGGGCGGUUAGGUACUUUGUUUUGAAGUUAGGGCUUGAGGCGGCUGUUUGUUUGAGUUUUGCGAAGAAUAUGGGACUAUACGGCGAACGAGUCGGCGUACUCAUCCUAGCCACCCCAGAUGGAAAGUCAGCGACGAAUACACAAUCCGUCCUCGAGUCGCUGCAGCGCUCCGUGAUUUCGAACCCGCCUGCUUUCGGCGCACGAAUCGCAGAGACGGUCUUGUCCAAUGACAAUCUGCGCAGCAUCUGGUUUGAGGAUCUGAAGACGAUGAGUGGGCGGAUACAAGAGAUGAGGAGGGUGCUGUAUGAGAGACUUACUCGGUAUUCGUCUGGGAAUUGGGACCAUCUCAUUCGGCAAUCGGGUAUGUUUGGGUUUCUGGGUCUAUCGCGGAACGUGAUUCGGAUCUUGAAAGAGGAGUAUCACAUCUACAUGGCUGGGAACUCACGAGUAUCCAUCGCGGGCCUGAACACCAAGAACGUGGAUUAUGUGGCGAGGUCGAUUGCUGAGGUGCUCGCGCGGGAACAGUCACAGUGA